Molecule: messenger RNA, 2640 nt
Organism: Struthio camelus australis
Lineage: Eukaryota; Metazoa; Chordata; Aves; Struthioniformes; Struthionidae
Source: RefSeq, a predicted model, not a curated record
UUUUUCUUCUUCCUUCAGGCUAUGAAAGUCCUCUCCAAAAAGAAGCUCUUGAAGCAGUAUGGAUUUCCGCGUCGGCCUCCUCCUAGAGGGUCAAGAGCAGCCUCUGGAGAGCAGCCAAAGCCAAUGGCACCGCUAGACAGAGUCUAUCAGGAGAUAGCCAUCUUAAAGAAGCUGGACCACGUCAACAUCGUUAAACUGAUAGAGGUCCUUGAUGAUCCUGCAGAGGACAACUUGUACAUGGUGUUUGACCUCCUGAGGAAAGGGCCUGUCAUGGAAGUGCCCUGCGAGCAGCCCUUCGAUGAGGAGCAGGCACGGCUGUACUUCAGAGAUAUCGUCUUGGGCAUCGAGUACUUGCACUACCAGAAGAUCAUUCACCGGGACAUCAAGCCUUCCAACUUGCUCUUAGGAGAUGACGGGCACGUCAAAAUAGCUGAUUUUGGAGUCAGCAAUCAGUUUGAAGGGAAUGACGCCCAGCUUUCCAGCACGGCAGGAACGCCAGCUUUCAUGGCACCGGAGGCCAUUUCGGACACUGGCAAAAGUUUCAGUGGAAAGGCACUUGAUGUAUGGGCCAUGGGGAUUACUCUGUACUGCUUUGUUUACGGGAAGUGCCCUUUUAUAGAUGAAUACAUUCUGGGUCUUCAUAACAGGAUCAAGAACAAGCCCGUGGAGUUCCCCGAAGAACCCCAGAGAAGCGAAGAGCUUAAGGAACUGAUCCUACGUAUGCUUGAUAAAAAUCCAGAAACGAGGAUAACAGUCCCUGAAAUUAAGCUGCAUCCGUGGCUAACCAAGAGUGGCGAGGAGCCCCUGCCACUGGAAGAAGAGCACUGCACUGUGGUGGAGGUGACAGAGGAGGAGGUGAAGAACUCAGUCAAGACGAUCCCAAGUUUGCCAGCUGUGAUCCUAGUGAAGGCCAUGCUAAGAAAACGCUCCUUUGGAAAUCCAUUUGAGGUUCAGACCAGACGGGAGGAGAGGUCCAUGUCUGCUCCAGGAAACUUGCUGAUGGACAGAUUCCUCUUAAACACAUCCGUAUGUUUGCAUCCAUCUUUAAGGUAAUUCGGUGUUUGUGUUUCCCCCGGGCGCUGUAGCAGUGUGUGUCCUCUCCUUGGCCUCCGUGAUUUGUGUGCUGCUGAGCGCCUUAGGUCCAUCCUUCCUUCCUCUAGGAGCGAGUUUACAGCAGUGAUUGUGUGUGUGUGGUGCUAACGUUUGUGUACUUUAUUAUUAUUUAACGCUCUUUGGGCCAGCCUGCUUUCGGGAGGGAGGGGUAACAGAAGCCGGCCGGGUUUUAGCAGGAAAAGCUGUUCAGUCCCGCGCUCGCGGAGGAAUAGCUGCAGGAUUGGAGAAAGGCCAAGACUUGAACUUAGUAGUUUGGGCUGAGUUUUAAAAUUUGGGGGUAAUGAACAAGAAGUAGCUAGAGCUAGGGCCAUCUCCACUCCAACCGCUCCUUGGCUUCUGGCCUCGGACGGCACGCUGGGGCAGCUCUGAGCUGACCAAAAUCGUCUGCUCCGCCUGACCGGCCACCUCGCUCAGGACUUCCCCAAACCACGGGCACGUGUCGGUUCAGUUGCAAGUCGCGCAGAUGUUCCUAGGGAGCAAUCUGUCCAAUUAAUUCCGUUAAAUACUGCAAUAACAUAUAACGAACUGUUACAAACUGCUUAACAAAUCUCAGUGUUAAGUCCCGGCAUCUACUGCUUCAUCCGGAGACUGUCUUCUGCCUGAAUUGGGGAGAUCUGGUCUCGGAUGAGAGUUUGGGGAUUCACUGUGCAUCUUUCCAUUCCUCGCUCCAGUCCGCUGGAGAGCGGGGUUUGCCGGGAGCUGAUUUAUCCCUGUGGGACAGACAGAGGAGUCAAAGCAGGUGGUGCAGGGGUUCUCCAGAGCAGGCAGGAGAAGGACGGCGGAGCAGGGGCGGGGUGGACACAGCGCUCUUACUGGCAGCCGGUACAGCUGCCUCUCAAUUUUUCGUAGAGCGUUUCUGUCCUCUUUCUUUCAACGCCUGUUCCGGGAGCUAACGCACAGCCCUGCUGCAGGCAGUGGGACCUUGGCAUCUGAGGUGGCCUGAUGGAUCAGGCUCCGAUUACAAGGAAUUAAAAUGGGUGGUCACGAAACACCCCGGGAAACCCCUGGUGCGGCCGCAGAAGGUGGGGAGAGGUGGAGGCGCGGAGCUGCCCCGGCGCGCCUGGGCUCCCCCGCAGCCCCGGCCCGGGCGCAGGGCUGGGAUUUAGCACGUUUGGGCUCUCGGCGUUUGCACUGCUCCCUUUUCCCUACCUUCUCAGUGAAGAUGAAGGGGACAGGUUUUUUUGGUAUUGAAUGAGCAGUUCAGGGAUGAACCAGCUCCCGGGAGAGGGUGCGUGCGUGCGAGUGCUGCGAUUCGGCUCUCUGCAGGUCCUCUCCUUCCUUUCCUCUCCCGCGCUCCCCGUUUUUAGGCUAGAAGUGCCGUGAGGCUCCUUCCUUGCUGGCCUCCGAGCGCCGCGGAGACGCGAAGCGGCUGUGAUGGUAGGCUGCUCCUACUGGAGCCUGCUCGGGGUGAUCAGUCACUUAAAGCAGGCGAGGACGGACGGGCACGAAGCCGAGCGUCCCGCGCCCGGGCUGGCAGGCGCCCCGGGAAGAGGCGCGCUCUCCGCGCCGGCGGCGAGGCUUGUCGCC